Molecule: messenger RNA, 3129 nt
Organism: Lagopus muta (rock ptarmigan)
Lineage: Eukaryota; Metazoa; Chordata; Aves; Galliformes; Phasianidae
Exons: 2
Coding region: 1426-2538 (370 amino acids)
Source: RefSeq, a predicted model, not a curated record
GUCGGGGCGCCGUCCGCGCCGCGGGCGGGAAGGCGCCGCGUCUCGCCUCAUGUCGCCUCGCCCCGUCCCGCUCAGAGGCCCUCGGGGCGGCUCGGGGUGCCGGGAGCUGAGCGGUGCCGUUCGGGUGGUCCGUGGGACGGCGGUGCGCGCUCUCGGUGCCCGCGGGGCGCGGAGGACAGCGCUGUGUUUGUGCUGACGGAUCUCUGCAGCGGCUGCACAGCAGCGGGGUCACUGCUGGGCUCACACAGCCGUCCCGUUCCCGUGCUACAGGCGUGCCCUGUGUGCGCGCCGCGAUGCGAUGGGGCUGUGGCGGUGUUUCGGCUGCGAGGCUGCGGUGGCAUUGGCAAAGUUGCAUCUGCGUACUGCCGAGUGCGAGCACGCAGCUCAAAGCUGUUCUUUCCUGUUAUUUGCACCUGGUGGUGACGGUGCGCGUGUUUCCUGAGCCCUGGGUGCUGAGCGCUGCUUCCAAGGCUGUGCUAUCGGGAGGGUUUGUAACGUAGCUCAGGAGGCAGGAGCACACACCGGCCUCCGAACCAAACUGCCUUGUAAUUCUGACAGAACUGUGCUGCUCUCAUUUCAGAUUGGAUGCACUAAGUCACAACUAGAGAGUAUAGUGGGUCCUAGGCUUUAUUAUCUCAGUUUCUUACUACAUCUCAGGUGUACGCAGCGUUGAUGAGCACGCUGGCUGUCAUUAUCCCACAAUGUUGGUGUUUCAAGGAGCUUUUCCUGAGGUCUGAUGCCGGUCAAAAAGGGCCGAUGACAGAGCUGCGUGGCAGCACUGCGUGUUUUGGGGCUUUACCUUGCGCUGGCUGGUCCCAGCUGCAGGAAGGGGAUGUGUGUCUUCCCAGGCCUCCCCAGCACACCGGUGCCUGGGAGCUGUUCAUUAGGAGCUCCCAGAGAAAUAUACCAAGGCAGUCAUUUCAGCUGUGCUUUGGGCCACAGAGUUGUGUCUGGGGCUCAUAGUUCUGCAGUGCCUAGUGAACUGUUCAGCUUCUGGCUUUCCUCUCAAGUGAGCUUUGCACACUGCCCCCAAAGGCUUUUGAGGUGAAUCGUGUUUCGAUUUGCCUAACGGAGCCACCACUGAAAGGAGCCUGGAUGUGGCUCUGGCCACGGCUCCUUCUUGCUGACAAGUGCAGGGCAAUGCCCAAAACAUGAGGGGUUUGGGCCCACUGUCCUGCUGCGCAGAACGUCCUGUGCUGGGGACAGCAGCAGUGCCAGCAGGCUUCCAAGUCCUCCCCAGCUCUGUCACAGUCUCCUUUGUGACAUCACAAAGCCGGCAUGACAUCAGUCUUGGCACAGUCACGCUGGCAGCCUCCCGCAGCUCAGAUACGCAGGGCAGCCGCUCUGUACUGGAGGUUACCUCUGGAGCUCCGCUCAAGGUAGCAGCCACUUUGUGUGUUGGAUUGUUCCUUGGGAGAGAACAGGAUGAAACUCACCCUGACUCUCUCCCUGACUGUGGCUCUGUCCAUAGUUUCAUUUAUCUGGGAUGGCUUUGGCCGUUCCAGCUUUCAUGGCCUGGUCUCUGACAGCGAGCAAAAGCUGGCCCUCCCUGACAAGCAGCUGCUCGCUGACACCCAGGGCCAGGCCUCCAACUGGCUCCAUCAGCUUGGACUUCCUCGCAGAUGGGUCUGGUUCAGGCUGAGAAGACUCAGUAUUGCAGAGGUCCCAAAGCAGCAGACCAAAGGCAUAGAACAGCAGGCCUUCACUGGGCCCUGGUGGUCUGGCCUUUCAAUGCUCCCUGUCAGGAUCCAGAAGAGUGUCAGCAAGAUGGUCCCUGCUCAGGAGCAGCAGCCUGUCGACACCGAGCACCAGGCUUCAAACUGGCCCUGCUGGCUUGGCCUGUCCACUUGCCCCAGACGGGUCCGAUACAGGGUUGGCAAAGUUGUCCGUGCGGAGGUCCCAAAGCAGCAGACCAAAGGCACGGAACAGAAGGCCUUCACCGGGCCCUGGUGGUCUGGCCUUUCAAUGCUCCCUGUCAGGAUCCAGAAGAGUGUCAGCAAGAUGGUCCCUGCUCAGGAGCAGCAGCCUGUCGACACCGAGCACCAGGCUUCAAACUGGCCCUGCUGGCUUGGCCUGUCCACUUGCCCCAAACGGGUCCGAUACAGGGUUGGCAAAGUUGUCCGUGCGGAGGUCCCAAAGCAGCAGACCAAAGGCACGGAACAGAAGGCCUUCACCGGGCCCUGGUCGUCUGGCCUUUCAAUGCUCCCUGUCAGGAUCCAGAAGAGUAUCAGCAAAUUGGUCCCUGCUCAGGAGCAGCAGCCUGUCGACACCGAGCACCAGGCUUCAAACUGGCCCUGCUGGCUUGGCCUGUCCACUUGCCCCAGACGGGUCCGGUACAGGGUCGGCAGAGUCAUCACUGCAAAGGGCCUGAAGCAGGAGCCCCUGGGUAUGGCGAAGAAGUCCUUCAGCUUGCCAUACCCCCUGGAUCUCCUCUGGGACUACACUGCUCGGCACACAUUAGCUUCGUUCAUUACGGGGGCGUUGGUAGUCAUCUUCAUUGAGUGCCUACUGUGGAUUGCUCAUCGUCUCUGGAGAUAAGCAGAAAGACCUCUGGAACAGGUGAGCGAUGAGAUGCAUUGCAGAGGAAAGGGGGCUGCUGGUGGGGAGAGGGAACCACAAAGACCUUGUCCGUGAAAGCUUUCAAGGAGAGCAGGCUCCCAAAGGUCCAGUACCUCUCCCCAAGGACUCGCUCAUUCGCAGGGUGACACCCACUGGAAGCCCCCUGUGGAACACGGGGCCUGCUGGAGGUGGUGCGAGCCCCAUGCGCUGCACUGAGCAGUCCUGUGAGGGUGAACUACCUCCAAAGGAAGCCAAGCCCUGAAAAAUAACGCGCUGUAAAACGAGCCUUUUUCCCUCUCACUGUGAUCGUCCUCUGUUCACUUCCAGAGAACAGAGGAAAUGGUGUGAGCUUGUAAGAAAAAACUGUUCAGAGCAACAGCUGUGAGCAAGAAACAACUGUUCAGAUCAGCAGCUGUGGAGCAAGACAAGUGGCAUGAGAACCAAGGACGCCUUUAGAAGAAGAAAGAACAUGUCACGACUCUAAUUGGAUAAGCUUCUGUGUGAACGACUGAAGAGUGUUUUUGCAGAAUGCUCUGCUAACAUGUAUCAACAAAGUAGUGCUUAACAAUA